AUGAGCAUCCCACAACGCCUGCUGCCGUCGGUGGAUGAACUUCGGCAAUUCUAUGUCGGAAAAGAUGUUGACGACGUCCCGAAGCCGGCGGUGGUCCUUGAUGUUGCGAAAACUCGCAGGCAUUGCAAGUCCAUGCUCGAUGCUGUGAAGGCUCUGGGAGUGGGCUUUCGCGCUCAUGUUAAGACUCACAAGACAACUGAGCUUGCUCGCCUGCAAGUAGGAGAAGACUCCACAGAUGUCAAACUUGUAGUUUCCACUGUCUCUGAACUACAAAACUUGUUACCACUUCUCAAAGAGUUUCAAGUGAAGGGCCGUAAGGUCAACGUUCUCUAUGGCAUCCCUCUGCCGCCAUCGCAGGCAAGCCGCGUUGCAGACUUGGCACGCGAGCUCAGCCCCGGCAGCAUCACAUUCAUGAUCGAUCACCCGAACCAGCUCGAUGCCUUAAUUCUCUUCUCUCAACAGGCUGGUUUUGCAGCAGGGGUCUACCUGAAGGUUGAUACGGGAUACCACCGGGCAGGCUUGCCACCCGCAGGUCUCAACAAAAACGACUUAGUUCGCAAGGUCAUGCAACUUGAGACUGAUGACAAGGCCACCCUGAUUGGUCUAUACUCUCAUAGCAGUCUCAGCUAUGCCGACACGACCGCUAAGCAAGCAAUGGACAACCUCGCCGGCGAAAUCAGGGGUUGCGUCGAUGCUCUUCAGACCAACUCGCAGUAUUUCUCGAAAGAGAAACAACUGACCAUCAGCGUCGGGGCAUCGCCGCAAGUGACCGCAGUCCAGAACAUCGCAGGAGCGAACGCGUCAAAGAAUCCCGACAGCGAGCACCUCCGCCGAACCAUUCAAGAAGUCACAAAGGGCGAGCUCCUCGGCUUCCGAGUCAACCUCGAGCUGCACGCCGGUGUUUACCCCGUGCUCGACAACCAGCAACUCUCCACGCACGCCCGGACCUUCUUGGGCGACGCCGAAGAUGAGGUCGCAGUCUUCGUUGCGGCUGAAGUUUGCAGCGUGUACAAUAACGGCGAAAGGGAACAACCCGAGGCUCUUGCUGCUGUUGGUGUACUUGGCCUUGGGCGUGAGCCUUGUCCGUCAUACAGCGGCUGGGGCGUCGUCAGCCGCAAGUCCUACGCCAGGGAAGUUGAAACGAAGCAUCGACUCGUAGUCGGUAGAAUCAGCCAAGAACACUCGAUUCUGACGUGGGACACCAGCUCGGAUGACAGCGCCGCGAGCUUGCCGGCAGUACCCCUUGAUGUUGGCAAGACUGUGUGGAUAUACCCCAACCAUGCAUGUGUGGCAGGCGCGAUGUAUGGAUGGUAUCUGGUGAUUGAUUCCGAUGUGGACGGCGACCGUGCUAAGGUGGUGGAUGUCUGGGUGCGCGCAUCGGGAUGGUAG
Molecule: messenger RNA, 1389 nt
Organism: Colletotrichum karsti
Lineage: Eukaryota; Fungi; Ascomycota; Sordariomycetes; Glomerellales; Glomerellaceae
Product: alanine racemase domain protein
Exons: 2
Coding region: 1-1389 (462 amino acids)
Biological process (GO): D-serine catabolic process
Molecular function (GO): D-serine ammonia-lyase activity
Source: RefSeq, a predicted model, not a curated record